Messenger RNA from Euleptes europaea (tarantolino), 2999 nucleotides. RefSeq names its product matrin 3 (gene MATR3). NCBI's taxonomy places the organism in Eukaryota, Metazoa, Chordata, Lepidosauria, Squamata, Sphaerodactylidae. The coding region runs from base 306 to 2981 and encodes 891 amino acids. Gene Ontology annotation, cellular component: nucleus. Gene Ontology annotation, molecular function: RNA binding; zinc ion binding. The transcript is spliced from 16 exons. The record is from RefSeq and is a predicted model, not a curated record.
GGGGGAGGCGUGAAAGCGUGAAGCUCAGUUUGCGACUGAGGUUUUCAUCGCUUUCAUAAUAAGCCUGAGCUGGUGCAGCUUAUGUGGAAACCAGGCUAUGCAGUGAAACCAUCUGCCGUACAGGCCAUCUCUGUGUCAGGAGACUUGUCUGGUGUUUCUCAGCUUGAAGAAGAUCUCCGGUCAUUAUUGAUCCCUUUUCUUGGCGUUACCUUUUUGAAGUGAAGUUUUACCUAGCUUUCUAGCGUGAGCUUUCUUUUCAGUCAUCUCUCACGUUUGAUCCGUAAUAGACAAGCUCUAGCUCAGCUAUGUCCAAGUCAUACCAGCAGUCCUCUCUAAAUAGGGAUUCCCAAGUUCACGGGCGUGACCUGUCUGCAGGAAUAGGCCUUCUUGCUGCUGCCACCCAGUCUUUAAACGUGCCAGCAUCUCUUGGAAGGAUGAACCAGGGCACUGCUCGGCUUGCUAGCCUAAUGAAUCUUGGAAUGAGCUCUUCAUUGAAUCAACAAGGAUCUCAUAGCGCACUGUCUUCUGCUAGCGCAUCUUCCCAUACUUUACAGUCUAUAUUUAACCUUGGAAGUAGAGGUCCACUCCCUUUGUCUUCUCAGCACCGCGGAGAUGCAGAGCAGGCCACUAACAUUCUGGCCAGCUUUGGUCUGUCUGCUAGAGACUUAGAUGAACUGAGUCGCUAUCCUGAGGACAAGAUCACUCCUGAAAACUUGCCUCAAAUUCUUCUGCAACUUAAGAGGAGGAGAGCUGAAGAAGUCCCUUCACUGAGUUAUGCUAGAGAUGGCAGAUCAGCUGCACGGGAUCCUCCGUACAGAGUACCUAGGGAUGAUUGGGAAGAGAAAAGGCAUUUUAGAAGAGAUAGCUUUGACGAUCGCAGUUCUAGUCUCAACCCAGUGGUUGACUAUGAUCAUGGAAGUCGGUCUCAAGAUUCUGUUUAUUAUGACAGACUGGAUUACGAAGAGGACAGAUUAAGAGAUGGAGAAAGGUGUAGGGAGGACUCUUACUAUGGCGAGACAUCGCAUAAGUAUCGUAAAUUUGACAGUGAGUAUGACCGAGUGGGUCGUGUUCCUGAGAGAUCUCUCUUUGAGAAAAAGAGAGGCGCUCCUCCAAAUAGCAAUAUUGAAGACUUCCAUGGACUCUUACCGAAGGGUUAUCCCCAUCUGUGCUCUAUCUGUGAUUUGCCCGUUCAUUCUAAUAAGGAGUGGAACCAGCAUGUCAAUGGAGCAACACAUAGUCGGCGUUGUCAACUUCUCCUUGAAAUAUAUCCAGAGUGGAACCCUGAUAACGAUUCUGGACAUGGGAUAAAUGAUCCCUUCAUGUUGCCGCAGUCUACAAAUCCUGCCCCAGGGAUUUUGGGACCACCGCCACCUCCUUUUCAUCUCGGAGGGCCACCAAUUGGAUCAAGAGGAAAUGGAAGUAUGCAAGGACCAAGACACAUGCAGAAGGGGAGAGUGGAAACAAGCAGAGUUGUUCACAUCAUGGAUUUUCAGAGAGGGAAAAACCUGCGAUACCAGCUGUUGCAGCUUGUUGAACCAUUUGGAAUGAUCACAAAUCACCUUAUCUUAAACAAAAUUAACGAGGCAUUUAUUGAAAUGUCUACCACUGAAGAUGCUCAGGCUGUAGUAGAAUAUUACUUAUCAACACCGGCAUUAGUUUUUGGCAAGCCCGUGAGAGUGCACUUAUCACAGAAGUAUAAAAGAAUAAAGAAACCAGAACCGAGACCUGACCAGAAAUUCGAACCUCCCAAGCAAGAGCUUGGCCGUGUGAUCCAUCUCAGCAAUUUGCCGCAUUCAGGGUAUUCUGACAGUGCUGUACUCAAGCUGGCGGAGACCUAUGGAAAAGUAAAGAACUACAUUCUGAUGAGAAUGAAGAGCCAGGCUUUCAUAGAGCUGGACACCAGAGAAGCUGCCGAAGCCAUGAUGGAGCACUGUUCCAACAAAGCCCUUUGGUUCCAGGGUCGAUGCGUGAAAGUAGACUUGUCUGAAAAAUACAAGAAAUUAAUAUUAAGGAUUCCUAACAAAGGAGGAGAUUUGCUGAAAAAAGAUAAACCUCGAAAGAGAGGCCUUUCUCCGGACAGUAAAGAUUCUGGAAGUGAAAAAAAAUCCAAGCUAGACGACAGCGAUAAAAAUGAAACCAGCAGCAUGGAAGAUAAAGAUGAAAAGAGAGACGAGGCGGAGCAGCCAGAUACCAAAGGCAGUGAGCAGGCAGACCAAGACGACUCCAAUUUGAUCCUUGAAUCGGAAGAUGAGCUGUUAGUGGAUGAGGAGGAAGCAGCGGCGUUACUGGAGAGUGGCAGUUCAGCGGCUGACGGUGCCGACGUUGCCAACUUGGGCGAUCUAACCACGGAGGAAAAGGCCGCCGCUAAUGCCGAUGGUAGCGUCAAAACUGAAGGGACUGCUGGAACUGCAGCAACAGCCAAGAAACUCAAAAAGAGACAUGUAGGUGGUUUUCCAAGAAGCAUGGAAGGUUUUGUCACUCUAGACGAAGUUGGGGACGAGGAGGAUUCAGAGCAUCAGAAACAACGUAAAGCUGGCAUACUUAAAUCUGCUGUGAAAAGCGAGAGCGCCAUGACUGAAAGCAAAGCUGAUCAGACUGGAGAAAGUGCGCCAGAAAAUGAAGCAAUGGAAAAUGGUGCCAAAACAGAGAACUUGAAGCUGGAAACAUCUGACGUGACCAACGAUGCGGCGGCACUGGAUCCAGUGAAAAAAGAAAGUACAGAUGGGCAAGAAACUAAGGCUGCCCAUGAGAAACUUGCUGAUCCAGAUGAAUACAGAAUUGGACCAUAUCAGCCAAAUGUCCCUGUUGGGGUGAACUUCGUGAUGCCCAGAUCUGGGUUUUACUGCCGACUGUGUUCCUUAUUCUAUACCAACGAAGAGACGGCAAAAAAAACCCAUUGCAGCAGUCUUUCCCACUACCAAAAGUUGAAGAAACACAUGGAGAAAAUGGCUGAAGAACAAAAGCAGAAAAAGGAUGCUUAAAUGCAAUAGAGGCUUGAG